Messenger RNA from Sarcophilus harrisii (Tasmanian devil), 9085 nucleotides. It is a transcript of the gene RC3H2, whose product is annotated as ring finger and CCCH-type domains 2. The coding region runs from base 321 to 3956 and encodes 1211 amino acids. Gene Ontology annotation, molecular function: metal ion binding. The transcript is spliced from 22 exons. The record is from RefSeq and is a predicted model, not a curated record. NCBI's taxonomy places the organism in Eukaryota, Metazoa, Chordata, Mammalia, Dasyuromorphia, Dasyuridae.
CCUCUCGCGAGGAGGUGGAGGUGGAGGAGGAGGAGGAGGAGGAGGAGGCGCCGCUGCGGCCGCCGCCGCCGCCGCCGCCUACACAGCCAACGCCAACGGGGCUUUCCCGCUUGCUCCCGAUGGAGUUUGAGGCCGUGGAGCCGCAGCCGAGCUGUGCCCCGGGGAAAGGAGGCGCCUUCGUCGCCGACCCCCGUCACCGCCGUCGCCCCGGGGCUCCCCGGAGCGGUCCGUAGCGACCCCGCCCGGGCCCUCAGCUAACAUAACACUACACAGUGAAAUAAUGGUCUGCUAGACUGCUAAACAAGCAUCCAGUUUCCACAAUGCCUGUGCAAGCUGCUCAGUGGACAGAAUUCCUGUCCUGUCCAAUCUGUUAUAAUGAAUUUGAUGAGAAUGUGCACAAGCCCAUCAGUUUAGGUUGUUCACACACCGUUUGCAAGACCUGCUUAAAUAAACUUCACCGAAAAGCAUGCCCUUUUGACCAGACUGCCAUCAACACAGAUAUUGAUGUGCUUCCUGUAAACUUUGCACUUCUCCAAUUAGUUGGAGCCCAGGUACCAGAUCAUCAAACAGUAAAAUUAAGUAAUCUAGGAGAGAAUAAGCACUAUGAGGUUGCAAAGAAAUGUGUUGAGGAUUUGGCACUCUACUUAAAACCACUAAGUGGAGGGAAGGGUGUUGCUAGUUUGAAUCAGAGUGCACUGAGCCGUCCAAUGCAAAGGAAACUGGUGACUCUUGUAAAUUGUCAGCUUGUGGAAGAAGAAGGUCGUGUAAGAGCUAUGCGAGCAGCACGAUCACUUGGGGAAAGAACUGUAACUGAAUUGAUUUUACAACACCAGAACCCUCAGCAAUUAUCUGCCAAUCUAUGGGCUGCUGUCAGGGCUCGGGGAUGCCAAUUCUUAGGACCAGCUAUGCAAGAAGAGGCCUUAAAGUUGGUAUUACUGGCCCUGGAAGAUGGUUCUGCUCUUUCAAGGAAAGUUUUGGUACUUUUUGUUGUCCAAAGACUAGAACCAAGAUUUCCUCAGGCAUCAAAAACAAGUAUUGGCCAUGUUGUGCAGCUACUGUAUCGUGCUUCUUGUUUUAAGGUCACCAAAAGGGAUGAAGAUUCUUCUCUGAUGCAGCUAAAGGAAGAAUUUAGAAGUUAUGAGGCUUUGAGAAGGGAGCAUGAUGCCCAGAUAGUUCAUAUUGCUAUGGAAGCAGGGCUUCGUAUAUCACCAGAACAGUGGUCUUCACUUCUCUAUGGUGAUUUGGCACAUAAAUCACAUAUGCAGUCCAUCAUUGAUAAGCUUCAGUCUCCAGAAUCCUUUGCAAAGAGUGUCCAGGAGUUGACAAUUGUUUUGCAGCGUACAGGUGAUCCAGCAAACCUAAAUCGAUUGAGACCUCAUUUGGAACUUCUUGCAAACAUAGAUCCUAAUCCAGAUGCUGUCUCACCAACUUGGGAGCAAUUAGAAAAUGCAAUGGUUGCUGUAAAGACUGUGGUGCAUGGACUUGUGGACUUUAUUCAGAACUAUAGUCGUAAAGGCCAUGAAACACCACAGCCGCAGCCAAAUAGCAAAUAUAAAACUAGUAUGUGCCGAGAUCUGCGACAGCAGGGGGGGUGUCCACGAGGAACAAAUUGUACAUUUGCUCAUUCUCAGGAAGAGCUUGAAAAAGAUAUAAUUUUUCCUCUGAGGACUGCUUUAGCUGCACCCCCCAAAUUUUGGUAUCGUUUAAGGAACAAAAAGAUCACAGCAACUGUACGAACAUUUCCUCUCCUAAAUAAAGUUGGCGUAAACAAUACUGUCACAACUACAGCUGGAAAUGUCAUUUCUGUCAUAGGAAGUACUGAAACAACUGGGAAACUUGUUCCAAGUACCAAUGGGAUUUCAAGUGCAGAAAAUAGUGUUUCCCAGCUAAUCCCCCGUGGUGCUGACACCACAUUAAGAGCUUUGGAGAAUGUGAAGAAAGUAGGGAAGGUUGGCUCCAGUGGUCAGAAUAUCUCUGGGGCUUCUGCAGAAUCUGUAACUGAAAAUAAAAUUGGCUCUCCACCCAAGACUCCUGUAAGUAAUGUAGCAGCUACCUCAGCUGGGCCCCCUACUGUUGGAACAGAGCUGAAUUCAGUGCCUCCAAAAUCCAGCUCAUUUGUAACUAGAGUACCUGUAUAUCCUCAGCCUUCUGAAAGCAUCCAGUAUUUUCCAGAUCCAAGGACCCAGAUAUCCUUUGAAGUUCCACAGUACCCACAGACAGGAUACUACCCACCACCUCCAACGGUACCAGCUGGUGUGGCUCCCUGUGUUCCUCGUUUUGUGAGGUCCAAUAAUGUUCCAGAAUCUUCCCUCCCACCUGCUUCUGUGCCAUAUGCUGAUCAUUACAGUACAUUUCCCCCUCGAGAUCGAGUGAAUUCCUCUCCUUACCAGCCUCCUCCUCCGCAGCCGUAUGGACCAGUUCCCCCAGUACCUUCUGGAAUGUAUGCUCCUGUAUAUGACAGUCGGCGCAUCUGGCGUCCACCAAUGUACCAACGAGAUGACAUUAUUAGGAGCAAUUCUUUACCUCCAAUGGAUGUGAUGCAUUCAUCUGUCUAUCAAACAUCUUUGCGAGAAAGAUAUAGUAAUUCUUUAGAUGGAUAUUAUCCAAUGGCAUGUCAGCCACCCAGUGAACCAAGAACAAGUGUACCUUUACCGAGGGAACCUUGUGGUCAUUUGAAGACUAGUUAUGAGGAUCAGUUAAGACGAAAACCAGAACAGUGGGCGCAGUAUCAUACCCAGAAAGCACCCCUUGUUUCUUCAACACUUCCUAUGGCAACACAGUCACCGACACCACCUUCUCCUCUGUUCAGUGUAGACUUUCGUACUGAGUUCUCCGAGAACGUAAGUGAUGUACGUGGUACAAAAUUUGAGGAAGAUCAUCUUUCCCAUUAUUCACCUUGGUCCUGUGGCACCAUAGGCUCUUGUAUAAAUGCCAUUGAUUCAGAGCCCAAGGAUGUAAUUGCUAAUUCAAAUGCUGUAUUAAUGGAUUUGGACAGUGGAGAUGUUAAAAGGAGAGUACAUUUAUUUGAAACUCAAAGAAGGGUUAAAGAAGAAGAUCCUAUAAUUCCUUUUAGUGAUGGACCCAUUAUCUCCAAAUGGGGUGCAAUUUCCAGAUCUUCCCGAACAGGUUAUCAUACCACAGAUCCUAUACAGGCCACUGCUUCCCAAGGAAGUGCUACUAAACCUAUCAGUGUAUCAGAUUAUGUCCCUUAUGUCAAUGCUGUUGAUUCAAGGUGGAGUUCAUAUGGCUCUGAUUCUACUACUUCAACACACUAUAUAGAACGGGAUAGAUUUAUUGUUACUGAUUUAUCCAGUCAUAGAAAGCAUUCCAGUACUGGAGAUCUUCUAAGCAUUGAACUUCAGCAGGCAAAGAGCAACUCAUUGUUGCUUCAGAGGGAGGCCAAUGCCCUAGCCAUGCAACAGAAAUGGAAUUCCUUAGAUGAAGCCAGUCACCUUACCUUAAAUCUCCUAAGCAAAGAAAUGGAAUUGAGAAAUGGAGAGAGUGAUUAUACAGAAGAUACAGCAGAUACUAAGCCUGAUAGAGAUAUUGAAUUAGAACUUUCAGCACUUGACACUGAUGAACCUGAUGGACAAAGUGAACAAAUAGAAGAAAUUCUGGACAUACAACUUGGUAUCACUUCUCAAAGUGAUCAGCUGAUGAAUGGAACUACAAUAGAAAAUGGCCACUCGCUAAAACAACACCCAAAGGAACCUGUGGAGCCCAAGAGACAAAGUUUAGGUGAAGACCAUGUGAUUCUGGAGGAACAAAAAGCAGUCCUGCCGGUAACUUCUUGCUUCAGCCAGCCAAUCCCAGCAUCUAUUAGCAAUGCAAGUUGCCUGCCCGUCACUACAUCUGUCAGUGUCAGCAAUCUCAUCUUGAAAACGGCUCAUAUUAUGUCUGAAGAUAAAAAUGACUUUUUAAAGCCUGUUGCAAAUGGGAAGAUGGUUAACAGCUGAAAUGAGGUCCAUCUUUGAAAUUUGUGACCACACAAUGGAAGCAUUUACACUAGCUUUUUAUAUAUAUAUAUAUAUAAUAUAUAUAUUAUAUAAUGUAUAUUUUUUUUAAAAAAAAUAAUACUGGGGGCAUCCAUUUCCUGUGGACUCUUUGAUACUUUGAGCCCUCUUACAUUAGCAUUCUGAAAAAAAAAAUAAGAAUUUACUUUAUUAGGGUAACAAGUUCACUUUCCAGAAAUGAUUGGAAUUUGGACAACAUUUUACUUAAGCUUAAAGCAGCUUUUUAUGAGUUUGUAGCAAUCCGGUGCAGUAACUGAGCCAUUCCUCUUUUAAUGGCUUCUAUAAAAAAAAAAUUAACAACUCAGUUAUUAAACUAGCAGGAUCCUACAAUGAUACAUCUAGUGAAAGUCAACGUAACUAACUUAUUUGUUUCUUUUUUAUUUCACUGAGGGAGAAUUUUCCAUCUUCUUGCUGCAGCUGCUUUAUUUAUCUUUUGUUAUGGAACUUUGCAUGGAAUUUUUUUUUUUAAAUUUUCCCUUCUGAAGAGUGAAGGUAGGCAAUCUGCCUUAGAUUUUUACAGGGUUAACACACUAGCUUUGCUCUAAUGCAUAAUGUGUAGAAGUGUGGUACAGUGCUUUGCUGUAGCGUUACAGUUUUUAAAAAAAAAUUCUCAUUUUUCCAGGAAUAAUCUUUGCUUUAUUACUGUUGAUAUUUAUAUACAGGCUACUUGUUUAAGUAAUUUAAAAUGUAACCAAGUGCCUAAGUCCUUCAGCUAAUGUAUUAGAUAUUGACUUCUCUUAAGUUAUAUGCAGAAUCGUUUUUAACAAUUUUGAUAAAUUAUGCACUAAUGUAAUGGCUGUUUUUUUAAUUCAGAUUUACACCUGUACAUUAUUGAAUCCAAUGACUUGGCAAAAGAAUCAGGUGCUUUUAGGCUUUCUUGUGGAAACCCUGUAUGUAGUGUUUGCACUGACUAACAAGAUGGUAUUGCUGGGUUUUAAUUUAAAUUAAUUUGGGGUGGGGUGGGAAAAUGUUCAUUGAAUUGUCUUGGUUAAAUAUUGUUCAUCAUAAUUUCAUGUUCACAAUUAAUUUUGCAUGUUCUUUGGCUAUUGAGUUUCAGAAGGCUGUGAAAUGUGUUAAUAAUAUGACAUUACCUGACUUCCAGUUAGACUGAAAAAACAAACUCCAACCAAAUAAGAAUGCUUUUUUGCCCUGCUGAAAUGUGACUGGAAAAGGUUGUUUUGACAUGGCAUCUGAAGGUAGAUAGUAUCAACUAAUUAUCCCCAAGUGUUCUAGAUAUUUUUUUUGAAGCUUAAAAUUGCACAGUCAACAUUUUGAAAACAAAAGCAGGACACUCCUUCCUGGUUACCUUAUCUGUAUGUAGUUUGUGUCUCUUUUCUUCCCCUAUUUCUUUGAGAUGAAUUUUACUUUUUUUAUUAUUUUUUUUUUUAUUAACUUCUGUGAAGUUGUUUAUUCUGAGAAUUGUACUGGAAUAUUUUAAGCCAAGCCAAUCUUUCACCAGGUGUACUGUAUGUAAGGGCUUUUCCUGCUAGCAAAAUGCUUAAACAGGAUCAUGUUAUUGGUCUUCUGAGUUGUUAAGUUGUUUUACAAAACCACAGCAAUGUAUCAGAUAAGAUUUUGAUAACAAAAGUUUUGUGCACAUUUCCAGGGGUGGGUGGGUGGGUCAGGGUGGGAGGACUGCCUUUUCCUUGAGGUUUCCUGAUCGGAAUAAGAAAAUGCCAGUGUUUGAUAUCUGUCUUAAUGAACAUGCCCAUAAAAAUGACUGAUAAGUUGUAAAUAUAUCUGAGAAACAAGGGGGGUAGUUUUGAUAUUCUAGUGUCAGUAUGGAAGAUCUUACACUUUUAUUUAAUACUCAGAUGUAUGAAGAUAUUUGUAGCAUAACAGCACAGUAGCCUUUAUGUAGUUUCCUUUGGCUAAUACUGUUUGUUGCAGUGGCCAUUGUUCCCCAUCCCUGCAAAGAAAUAUUAUUUAUUUCACCUUGUAGCCUGAAAUGAAUAGGAAGUAAACCAUGUUACAUUAACUUAUUUCUGAUAUUAUAAAUUAGCCUAGAAUAUUACAGGAACAUGAUUGUUGUAUAAUUUAUAUCAAAACCUUUCUAUAAAUAUGAGCUUACUACUUUUGAAAUGCUUCCGACAUACUUUCUUUGCUGUAUGUGAUCCUUCUCAAAUAUAUGCAAAUCAGUAUGUCUGUUUCUUGGAUAUUUAAAUAGUGAGAUCUUCCAUGUUGAAGGUGAUGUAUUUUCUUUUUUCUUUCUUUUUUUUUUUUUAAGAAGAUUUUUAAAUUACUAUUUUGUUACAAAAACCUAGAGACCUAUUAACAGUUUGAGAGCUCCUUAUGCGCCCUCAGGGAAAGAACUCUCUGUGCAACAGAACUACACAGACCAUCUUCAGCAUGUUCUGGGGGUGAAUAUAUACUACAUAAAUUGAUCUUGUGUAUUUAACCGUAUCUUUUUAAUUUUAAAAUUGCAAUUUUAAAACUUGGUUGUGCUCUGCUGGAGGGGGUUGGGAUAACUGCUUAGAUGUUUGCCUACUUGUCUGGUGAAAUUACAUUUGCAUUUAGUGUAUACCUGCCAACCUUAUUGGUAUGUCUCAGAACAGAUAUAUUGUUUUUUAAAAAAAAAAGCAAAACAAAAAAAUGCUUUUCUUGCAGCGGGUGGUCCCACAGAACAAUAUCUCCCCAACUUGAAAAUUCUUACUACUAACAUAGGAAAUUAUUCUGUAUUGAAUCUUUACUAUGUGUAGUAGCAACUCGCUUUUGUAAUUGUGGGUGUAUUGUGAGGCAAAGGAUUUGGAUAUGUGCCACUUGAAGAGAGCAGAAAAGUGACCCUUUUACACAAAAGUGCCAUGGUAAAGAAGCUAAAAACCAGAACUUAGCUCUGUUUGACAAUAAUUUCUUGUCAUGUAGUCCCUUUCUCAAUAAACAAAUAUACCUACGUGAAUUGAGAGUCAAAAAAUCUCAGGCAUCAGGGAAACUAAACAUCAAUAAUUGCAUGGUAACAUUUCUAUAUGUUGCCUCUGAUCAGAAAUAUUUAAUUCUUUUAACCUGUGGACUUGAAGACUUGACCAGGAAAAGGGUUGACAACAGUCCAGAGAGUAUAGCAUUGUUAAUUUUGAAUGUAAUAUCUUUCUGAGCUCUGUGAACAGUAUGGGUAAUCAGUGGGAUAGGACAAUCCUGUUGCAUAGCCUCAUUUCACACAGGUCAUCAUAAGCUAAUUACUGUUGUAUUUUUUUCCCAAGCAAAUUUAAAGGUGAUGACAAUUUGUAAAACACUUGAUUUCCAAAGCAUUUAAGAGAUCAGUAUCUUAAUGGCAUGGAUAAAAAUUGUACACCAUAUAUUUUAAAGAAAAUUUUAUUUUCAGACACCAAGUGGCAGCAGUUUUUCAAAUAAUUUCAUUGUGUGAAGGGAUACAAUGAGUGUUACUUCACUUUCUAAUAUUGAGUAAUUACCAUUGUCAUGAAUCUAAUCACUUUACCUUGAAUUUGAAGUUGAUGCUAAGGAUAUAUAGCACGUCCAAAUUAUGUGCUAUUUCAAAUUAGUUGUUAUAGAAUGAGUUGAUAAGUGGUGUGCAACCGUUUGCAAGACCUGAAAGUUGAAUCAUUUGACAAGUGUCUCUAUAAUCUCAUGUAGUAGACUUUUGACAAUUGUCAAAAACCCAAGUUGUUUUGUUAGCAUGAAGUACAUGUUUUAAGUAUGAGCUACAUGUGGUUUUUGCACAGUGUCCAAGUAGUACCUAACUCUUCAUUUGAGUCAAUCUCCAGGCAGGAUGUCACCAGUAUUGACAGAUAGAUAAUCAUUAAAGGGGAAAGGGCAACCAAUGGAGAAAUUCCUGGGAAGUGUGCUUUCUAAUAUUUUAGUAAAUAUAAUGUUGGCGGGAUCACUUAUUUUAGAGCAUCCCUCCAACAUAUGAAUCCCUUCUGUAAGCGUAACACACAUGUGUCCAUAUUUCUGAUUAAAUGUGCAAUUAAUCCCUUGGUACUAGAAGUCACCAGUGUCCCUUUGCUGGCAAGGGAAUGUCCUAGACACCUAGUAUCAAGGUUAGUAUGUCAAAAUUUCCCAUAUUAUUCCAAUGACAAUGGAGUUACAUUGACAGUAAUCCCGUGAAUCUUAAAUCAGCAUUUCCCUCACACCACAAUUUUCUAAAAUAAUAUCAAACCAGCAAAACACAAACACUGGCUGCAUAUAGUACUGCCAAAAGCCAAGGUCAUUUGCACAUAUCCCAUCAAUCUAUCAAGAAUUAGGCCUCAGUUAAUCUAAGGCAUGGAAGUGCAUGCGUUCUCUUUAGCUGGGCAAACAAUUAUACUGUAGUUGUGAUACAACACAUGUGGCUUUUAUUGGUACUGCACAUACCCACUGUACAGCCACUUGGGAGUAUCGUGGUUAGCUUGCAGCAUCUGCUGUCUGCAUUUAUACUGUUUAUCGCAUAUUCUUUUCCCUGAAAGUUUAAGAAAAUGUUUUUUCUUGUUGCAUUGAUUACAUUUUAUAAAUUUGCUUAGCUGGAAAGUUUGGGAAAAGAGGCCUGUUUGUCAAUUGUACAACCGAUUGUGAAGCUCUAGUGUGAAUAUUUUUACGUCUGUAUUAGACAUUUUCUUUGCAAAUCUAUUGUUCGAUUGAAAUGUAAAUGAAAUUAAAGAUGGUGUACACCCAUCAUGUAUAAAGCAGGCACCAUCUCUAAGAUGGAUUUAAAUGCUCAUUUUUAAGGCAUAUACUCAGCUUCUAUUUAAAACUAUAAUUUAAAUAAUUCUGUACAAUGAAAUGGGGGAUAUAUAUGGGAAUAAAUUCUAUUCCAUUUAUUUCAAUUUGAAUUUCCAAAUUGUAAUGUUUCUCUUUGUGCUAUAGGAAUAGGAUUAAAUGGGGGAAGGCUUGGACUCUAUACAGGCCUGUAUUUGGGGGGAGGGCAGAGAUGGAACAAUGAGGGUUGUGAUAAUACUGAAUAGCAAAGAGUGAAUUCUGUGUGUUUUUGCUGUAGCACUGAAGUAAAAAGAUAUUAGCUUUGGCUGUUCACAGAAUAGAGCAUCAUGGUUUUCAGUGUUUGAGAGAAAAUUGAUGGAAAAAGUUUGCAGUACUUGACAUGUAUUUGCAUGCACAAAAUAAAAUUAUUUGUCCACCUUGAAAGA